AUGGACACAGUGGACUCGGGGAGCACCUCGGAGGUCGAGGAUCAGUCCAAGACUUGGGGCUCCGAUGCUCGUACUCUGGUUCCUCAGGGAGCUGACGAUGCGAGUAGUGCUCAUCCGCAUAGCGACUGCGGUAUUGGACACCGCGUGUUGGCCAGCCGCUCGGUUCUGGCUCUCGUCAUUGACGAGGAGUGUGUGUUUGCGGGCUUGCAAGGCGGAGAUAUUGUGGCCUGGUCUUUGGACACCUAUGAACUGAUUCUCUCGGUGCAUGCCCACGAGGAGAGUGUACUGGGUCUUUAUCUGUCUGAUGAUGGCAAUCUUCUUUUCUCCAGUGGCGGUGACUCUGUAGUCAAUGUAUGGUCUACAAGAACCUUUGAGCGCCUUUACUCUAUCUACUCCCACCAUGAUGUGGGCGACAUCUUCUCCGUGGUCUAUUCUUCAAGCAACCAAACCCUCUAUUGCGGUGCUCAGAACACUAGCAUCCAAUGGUGCAACUUGUCAGAGGAAGGCUCGCUGAAUCAAACCUCUGCUGCUCAUCCCUCCAAGCGCACCCAUCGGUUCUUCGACUCCCGUGGACCAGACGGCACAAGGGCUCCACGCCCCUCAGAUGGUGCUAAUGCAGUUUCAGAAGGUGGUCGCGUGCUCACCUUCAAGCGGGAUCACCACAAGCUCUUCGCUCACCAUGGUUAUGUCUAUUCGAUGCUGCUAGUCAAGGGCCUAAUUGAAUCAGCACCUUCCGAGGAGGCCCUGCUAACCGGUGCCGGAGACGGUGUCGUCAAGUUGUGGCGUCUGGGCCAAGAGCCCGGUUCCGCGCCGACCCAGAUUGCCAAAUUGCAGAAUAGCGACUCGGUACUUUCGAUCGCCGUUGAGGGAUCGCUGCUCUACUGUGGUCUUGCGGGUGGUGCUCUCAACAUCUGGAAUCUUGAUUCCCAACAGCUUGUGAAGCGGAUUGCCCGGCAUACUGGUGAUCUGUGGGCGGUGCACGUUAUUCAGGGCGUUGCUAUUUGCGGUGACUCGACUGGCACAGUCAAGAAAUUCAACUCUCGGUUUGAAGAAGUUGGUGGCUGGACCGCCCAUGAGGGUACCAUGCUUGCUUCUGCCGUUGGCCGAGUCAAGGAUCGUCAGAUCUAUGCCACUGGUGGAAAUGAUAAUAGUGUCGGCAUUUGGGACUUGACCGAGUUCUUCCUCGCCCAGGAAGAGCUGCCGCCCAUUAGCAAUGAUGAAAUGGUGAACAGCCUUGCCAAAUUCGUUUCUUUCAAGACGAUCUCUGCCAGCCCCAAGUUCACUGGAGAAUGCAAUCAAGGUGCUGCAUUCCUCCGUCGGCACUGCAACUAUCUCGGUGCCAAGACAAAGUUGUUGACCACAGGCGAGGACACAAACCCCAUUGUCUUUGCUCGAUUCAACGCAACCUCUACCGAAAAGGUUGACAAGACCAUUCUCUUCUACGGACAUUACGACGUUGUCGGAGCAGACACGAACCGUCCGAAAUGGAAGUCUGACCCUUACCAACUGACUUCCAUCAAUGGUUUCCUUUACGGUCGUGGUGUGUCGGAUAACAAGGGUCCCAUCUUGGCAUCUCUGUAUGCUGCCGCUGAUCUUGCCCGCACCAAGUCUCUCCGCUGCAACGUAGUCUUCCUCAUCGAAGGUGAAGAAGAGUCUGGCUCUCAAGGCUUCCAUGAGACCGUGCGGGAACACAAGGACCAGAUCGGUCCCGUGGACUGGAUCCUGCUAGCUAACAGUUACUGGCUGGAUGACUAUAACCCCUGCCUGACCUAUGGACUACGUGGUGUGGUUCAUGCCAAUCUAGUAGUUACCAGUGACCAUCCCGAUCUUCACAGCGGUAUCGACGGCAGUGCCUUGCUCGACGAGCCCGUCAAGGAUCUUUCCAUCCUCGUGUCGACUCUGGUCGGACGCAAGGGCAAGAUCAACCUUCCUGGCUUCCACGACCCCGUUCGACCCCUGACCGAGGCCGAGCAGAAACGCUUCGAAGCUAUCGCCGAUGUCCUGCUACCACAGCAUCCCGAGAUUCCCGAUAGCCAGGCCCUGAUCAAAUCGCUCAUGUACCGCUGGCGCGAGCCAUCCCUGACCCUGCACUCGAUGGAAGUUCCUGGCAGCAAGAGCGGCACCACUACCAUCGCCCGUCGAGCCAAAGCGAGCCUGUCGAUUCGCAUUGUGCCCGAUCAACAAGCAGACGAGGUCGCUGCCAACCUGACAGCCUUUGCACAAGAGCAAUUUGAUCUUCUCGACUCCCAGAACGAACUUACUGUUGAGAUCACCGGCAAGUCCGAUGCCUGGCUGGGAGAUCCAGAUAACGAGAUCUUCGCUACACUCUCCGAAGCCAUCACCGCUGCGUGGACACCCGACCAACAGACCUCGAAACAUCAAUACCCCGUGCCGAAACUCGCCCCCGGCCGCGCAACUCCAACUCCCAAACCCACCGGUCCAGCCAGCCAACUUCUCCGGAAGGAUUCCUCCGAUAGUCUCGCCUCGCAUGUCGACCGCGUAAUCACAUCGACUACAACUUCCUCCGGCAAAGCCGCCGCUCGCAAGCGCUCAACGCAAGGCACAGCCCCAGUCCCAACAUCCAACACGCUCGCCAAAUCCGCCUCCACCCCCUCCGUAGAAUCAACCUCGCUUCCCAUUCGAGCCAAGGCAGACUCAGAGACCGAGUCUGACUUGUCUUCACCUUCACCUUCAGCCUCUGCCCAAGAAACCUCAGCUCCCUCCGCCUCAGCUACCACCACCGUGAAACCCAUCUUCAUCCGCGAGGGUGGCUCUAUCCCAACCAUCCGGUUCCUGGAGAAGGAGUUCUCAGCACCGGCAGCGAACCUGCCCUGUGGACAAGCUAGUGAUAACGCGCAUUUGGAUAAUGAGCGUAUGCGGGUGGAGAAUUUGUAUAAGAGUCGGGAGAUUUUCCGAUACGUUUUUGCGCACUUGGUUGAUAAGACAUGA
This is a messenger RNA of Penicillium cataractarum, 2949 nucleotides long. RefSeq names its product glutamine amidotransferase subunit DUG2. Gene Ontology annotation, molecular function: peptidase activity; protein binding. The transcript has 6 exons. NCBI's taxonomy places the organism in Eukaryota, Fungi, Ascomycota, Eurotiomycetes, Eurotiales, Aspergillaceae. The coding region runs from base 1 to 2949 and encodes 982 amino acids. Gene Ontology annotation, biological process: glutathione catabolic process; proteolysis. The record is from RefSeq and is a predicted model, not a curated record.